Messenger RNA from Glycine soja, 2118 nucleotides. RefSeq lists its product as uncharacterized. The transcript has 10 exons. NCBI's taxonomy places the organism in Eukaryota, Viridiplantae, Streptophyta, Magnoliopsida, Fabales, Fabaceae. Bases 1 to 1980 code for a protein of 659 amino acids. The record is from RefSeq and is a predicted model, not a curated record.
AUGUACAACAAUAAGGCCAAAUUUGACAUACCUGAAGGUUUAACUGCGAAGAAGAAGGUUAUGUCCACCGUUGGGACCAGAUGGAGGCAAUUUAAGUCCUCCCUGACGACCAGAUAUGUAUAUGCUGAGAAUGACGAUGAACAAAACAAGGAUCCAUCUGCUAAGUAUGGUAUUGAUCAAAAUACAUGGGAAGAAUUUGCAAAGACUCGACAGACCCCUACUUGGAAGGGAAUACGCAAAAAAGCACAAGAAAUUCAAAAAUUCAAUGAAUCUCCCCAUGUACUCUCUCGUGGAGGCUACGAUGUGCUUGAAAAAAAAUUAAUGGCCGAGAAAACCAAGUCAAGACUGAAUGAAGGUGAAAAUAGUCAAAAUGCAGAUAUGGUCGUCAACCCUCCAUCCCCUAUUGCGAGACAUGAGAAGUGGAAAAAGGCUAGGACAAACAAAUUUGGACAAAUGACAUCUGCAGCAGCUCAAGAAAUCGCAGACAAAAUUGAUGAAUUACAAGAACAAGCUACACAGGGAGCUUUUGUCCCACAUGGUCGUCAAGACAUCCUAAACACUGCCAUUGGUCGUCCAGAGCAUCCUGGACGUGUUCGUGCCGGUGGACAUGGUGUGACCAUAACCAGCUACUUUGGACAUGCUUCCUGUGGGUCCCACAGUUCUUCGCCUGCGAUCACCGCCGAAAGAUUGGUUGAAAUCAUACAAACUAUAAAGCAAGAGGUGAAGAAAGAGGUAGAAGACGAGAACAAAGACCGUAUGGACAAGAUGAAAAUGGAGUUGGAUGCGAUCAAGAGUGAAUUAUCCCAAAUUCAUACGCAACAGUCAGCUCCCCCAAGACCGUCUAACCCUGACGUAUUUGUUGCACGUGUUAGCACGAAAGAGAGUUGUGCUGAAGCUGCUAAUAAUGUUGUUGGUAACGAGCGGUCUACAUUUGAUACAUGUAGUAUGGGCUUCUACAUUGUUUGUGGUGACAGUACACAGCUGGUGGCAGGGGGAAAGGUCUUUGGAGUAGGUGGCUUGAUACACACAGUUGCUUAUGGAGAUGAUGUAGUAAGGGUGUGUGUUGACACUGUAUACGAUGGUGAAGCCAUUGUCCCGUUACCCACUUCAGAGAUUCAAUAUGUCAGGGACGCCGUGAACUCAUUCAUUGGAUGGCCCAGACAUCUAGUGAAACCUUUAUCUUAUGAUUCUGACCUUAAUGUGCGGAAGCCAGUUGAACAUAGUAGUGAUGCAAAGCUUGCAGGUGAAUCCGAUCCAUUGGGAGAGUUGAUGAAGAUAUUGUUUUAUGUGUACCAGAAUCCAGUGGAAGUGCCGUGGGAGGCGAACCAAUUUGGACUUCCUGAGAUUGGGGCAAAAUUUUACAUCACACAUGCAGAUCUAGCAGAAAUAAUAUCAGGUGACAAGUGUUUAAACAUAGCGAUACUACAAUUGUGGACCAUAUUUAUGAAUGAGUGCGGUAGAAGCAAAGCUGAUCAGUCACUAUAUGGUUUGCUGGAGCCUCAAUCUAUACAAAAUGCUAAGGAAAGACGUCAACAAUGCCAACAAUACAUUGAAACAUGGGUCAAGGAAUCACAAAGGCAGUUGUAUUUAGGAGCUUACUUGAAUCAGGCACAUUGGCAACUAUUUGUUCUCCACCCAAGGGAAAACACGGUCGUUUGGUUUUGUUCUCUGAGGAAGAAGCCUGAUAUUAACAUCAAAGGCGCAAUUAACAGUGCAAUGAAGACAAUAACCAGUUCUUUUGAAGGCAUGUCUAAUCAAGGUGCACCUCGGUGGGUUGAACCCAAGACUAAUGUGCAAAGUGGAGGGUUUGAGUGCGGAUAUUAUGUCAUGCACUGGAUGUGGUGCAUCGUGACUGCCGGUUUGAAAGAUGACUGGCACAAGUGGUUCUCUGAUGGUUCAUCGUUAGACGUGGAGGCCAUCACAUCAGUUCGACAAAAAUGGGCAACAUACUUUUUAUCUUUUAGGAAAAGCAGUUGCUAAAUUUGAUUUGUAUUAUGUACAAGUACAUUUUUCCUGUGGUUUCAUCAAAGAAUUAGAACAAUUAUGGCUACAACUUUGUAUGUUGGAUACAUUAGAGGAUCAUUAAUUCAAAAAAGGGUAUUCAAUUUGCAUGAUUAC